AUGGCGGCGACUGACUUUGCCACCUGUCCAGAGAUUAUGCCGGGACGGCCUAGGCGCUUCUUUCUUCAAAUCCCAGAGCAGGACCUAACAGAAUUCAGAGAUCUGGUCAAACUCUCCAAGAUUGGGCCAGCGACGUGGUGGAACAAGCAGAACGACCUCCAAUUCGGCAUUAGCCGUGAGUGGCUGGUCAAAGGAAAGGAAGCAUGGCUUAAUGUCUUUGACUGGCGCAAGCACGAGAAGCGUAUCAAUAGCUUCCCAAACUUCACGAUUGAUAUCGACGAUCCAGAAGCUGGAAGGCUUAACAUCCACUUCCUUGCGCUGUUCUCCGCGAGGAAUGAUGCUACACCAAUCAUCUUCAUGCACGGUUGGCCGGGCUCGUUUAUCGAGUUCCUCUCGAUGAUGGAUCUCUUGGUCAAGAGAUAUACGCCUGCAACGCUACCUUACCACAUCAUAGUUCCCUCUUUACCGGACUACGGAUUCUCAUCUGGUCCCAGUCACGACGUCGAACUAGAUUUGGAGCAGGCCGCACGCAUCAUGAACCAAUUGAUGGUCGACCUUGGGUUUUCCAGCGGGUAUGUUGCCCAAGGUGGCGAUGUUGGUAGCUGGUUGGCACGACUGAUGGCCUUACGAUUCUCCGAAUGUAAGGCGUUUCACCUCAACGUUCUCAACUUAAAUGCAACAGAUCAAGUCAGCAGCAUCGAUAGUCUUCCUGUUGAAGAGCGGCAACACCUUGAACGAUCAAAGGCAUGGCAAAACACAAGUAUGGCAUAUGCCAUCGAACAUGGUACUCGGCCUGCGACAAUCGGACUCGUUCUUUCGUCGAAUCCUCUUGCUACAUUGGCUUGGAUUGGUGAGAAGCUCAUCGAUUGGGCUGACGAUCAAGAACCACUCUCCCUUGAUACAAUCCUAUUCAUGGUCAGCUUUUACUGGUUUACAUCUACCUUCCCCCGCAGCCUGUAUCCAUAUAGAGCACAGGUGAAUGCGCCCGGGGGACUCGAAGGCUUCCCUAUCUCGAAGGAAAAGCCGCUUGGGUACUCGGCGUUUCCUUGCGAGCAUUUCAGGCUGCCUAGAGUGUGGGCUGAGCAGGUUUAUCCUAAUCUUAUGCUUUACAAGGCGCACUCCAAGGGAGGACAUUUCGCUGCUCUGGAGCAACCCACGGCCUUCUUGGAAGACAUAGAGAAGUUUAUUGGAAAGUUCAGGUCAAGUCUUACUACUAAGACUUAG
This is a messenger RNA of Ilyonectria robusta, 1224 nucleotides long. Its product is annotated as Alpha/Beta hydrolase protein. The record is from RefSeq and is a predicted model, not a curated record. Gene Ontology annotation, molecular function: epoxide hydrolase activity. Gene Ontology annotation, biological process: epoxide metabolic process. Lineage: Eukaryota; Fungi; Ascomycota; Sordariomycetes; Hypocreales; Nectriaceae. Bases 1 to 1224 code for a protein of 407 amino acids. The transcript is spliced from 4 exons.